AUGCAGAACGACGAGCUCGGCUUGGUACGACAAAAAGAACUCGCCUUCUCAGAAUUCACUGAGGCUCCCGUCAAAUUUGCUCCAACGCACAAAUUCGAAGUAGGAACGAAUGACUACGUACCCAAUCGCAUUCCUUCUUUUACGGAUCGAGUGUUAUAUUGGACAAAACAACCAAAUUGGAUCGAGUGUACAGCAUAUAACUGCAUACAAAAACCAUCCCAGUCCGAUCAUCGGCCAGUCUAUGCAAUAUUCCGAUUAGAAGUAAUUAAUAAGAAAUCGCCCAGAAGAUUCAACAGUGACCAAGUAAAUAAUGAAAGCUCACAAUCUACACCAGCCGGAAGUCCCACUAGAAAUCUACUGCUCAAGGAAAAUUCAAGCCAAAUGUGA
Molecule: messenger RNA, 387 nt
Organism: Ostertagia ostertagi
Lineage: Eukaryota; Metazoa; Nematoda; Chromadorea; Rhabditida; Trichostrongylidae
Source: the annotation of a GenBank genome assembly